AUGGCGGCCGUCAAAGACGCCAACGGCCCACAGGCGAUGGGUGACACUCUGGAGGUCAUUGCAGCGACAUUUGCGAGGCGGUCAGACGUGGAUUCAUGCAAGAUGUGGAUGGACCAGAUUGCAAGUUACAUGUGUGUUGCCAUGAAUUCGAGAAACGAGGAACUUGGCAAGCAGCUGGAAAAGAUCGUGGGCGUGCUGAAGACACUGGAGCUGAACGCCAAGUCACGUUCUAACGUCCUUGUUGCACGACGUCGAAAGCAGCGUCCUCCUCCCCUCGCUUCUCCCAUCAUCGCCAGUGCACUGCAUAAGCACACAGCCUUGGCUGUGCAUCUCAGCGCUCAUAAGACCUUUGCCGUGGAAAAAACCGUUAACUUUUCCAACACUGACUUGACGAAUUUCAUCGAAUUUACUCUGUCAGGCCUUGCGAGCUUCGUCUAUUCUCUUCCGCUCGCCCAACGCAUUGGCCGAAGUCAAAGCAUGAAGUUGCGCCUGCGCUUUGAAAGCCUGGCUCUGUUCAUGAGAGGCUACCUUGUCAUUCAACGCUUGUUGCUCUCGGAGAAGCUGGGUGUUGCUGGGGUUGAGGUCCUGGAUCGUGGCCUCGCUGCAGAAGAAUUGUAA
This is a messenger RNA of Letharia lupina, 618 nucleotides long. RefSeq lists its product as uncharacterized. The transcript has 3 exons. The record is from RefSeq and is a predicted model, not a curated record. NCBI's taxonomy places the organism in Eukaryota, Fungi, Ascomycota, Lecanoromycetes, Lecanorales, Parmeliaceae. Bases 1 to 618 code for a protein of 205 amino acids.